UUGGAAUGGGAUCUAUCAUCAGAUCAGGUGCACAACUGCAACUCGGUGGUGAAAACUCAUUUCCGUGGCAACCUAGAAGAUUGCCGUUAGCUCUCUUCGUCCUAGCCCUUCGGAUGACCACUAUGAGCGCUAGAUGCCAAGUGGGGGUGCCAGCGGGACAAUAAAGCGCUACAUUGUCCAAACGCCAAAGAGGACACAACCCUUCGAUGUCCCCACGUUCAAGUAAGAUCAAUGAAGUUACUGGCACUCAAGACAGCUAUUUCCUAGUCACAUGGGAUUGCGAAGAUGACCCCGAGAACCCAUACAAUUGGGCCUUUUCUAAGCGCUGCUAUGUGACUGUUUUAGCUGCAAUGCUUGUUUUGAAUGCGGCUUUCGCUAGUUCUGCAACGUCUGGUGUGUCGGAGAGCAUCGGAAAAAGCCUGGGAUUUUCACCAUCGGUUGGGGGCCUACUCAUCUCUCUGUUCGUGGCGGGGUAUUGCGUUGGACCCCUCCUUUGGGGACCCUUGUCUGAAGCUUAUGGGCGACGUCCUAUCCUCGUCUUGUCCUUUGCUGGACUUUUUGGCUCUCAAAUCGGAUGUGCUCUCUCGCGAAAUAAAGCUACGCUCUUCAGUUUUCGAUUUCUCGCCGGAUGUUUUGCUGCCAGCCCAUUUUCAACUAGCGGCGCCAUCAUGACGGAUUUGUGGCAGCCAUACGAUCGGGGGCACGCCAUGGCUGCUUUCGCGGCCGUUCCAUUCGGUGGUCAAACCCUCGGACCAAUUGUCAGCGGACUUGUGGAAGCUUCGUCGUCAAGUUGGAGAUGGGUUUUCUGGAUCCUUUCCUUUGUCUCAGGAGCUUCUCUCGUUUUGAUCCUCAUAAGCAUACCCGAGACUUAUGGACCUCGAAUACUAGAACUGAAGGCGCGUCGUUUGAGAAUGGAAACUGGUAAUGCAAGAUGGCUUACUUCAAAGGGGCUCAACGAUACUCCGUUUGGAACACGUGUCGGUGGUAUCCUGCUGAAGCCAUGGAGGAUGUUCUUUCAAGAGCCGGUAUUGAUUGCAAUCAAUGCAUAUGUCGCUUUCUGCACAGGACUCAUUUAUCUGCUCUUCGGAGCAUAUCCAAUUGUUUUUGGAGUCGGACAUGGCUUUGAUGCAACGAAGACUGGCCUCAUGUUCAUUCCCGUGUUUGUCGGAGGGGGGUUUUCCUGCCUGGCGGUGGCACUCUAUUUCAAUCCUCUGUAUAUACGAGCUACCCGUAUUCGUGCUCCAUUGCAAGUUCCACCCGAAGAGCGACUACCGAUGGGCAUGAUCGGCAGCGUGCUGUUGACUGUCAGUCUAUUCUGGUUUGGGUGGACGAGCGUUCCAUCCAUCUCAUUUUGGGCUCCAGCUAGCGCCGGUACCCUUCUAGCAUUCUCAUUGACCUUGAUAUUCUUGUCUCUCAUCAAUUACAUCGCGGAUGUAUACACCGAGGUUGCGGCGUCUGCACUUGCAACAAAUACCGUUUGUAGGAGCUUGGUUGCAGCCGCUUUUCCGUUAUUCGCGACCAAGAUGUAUACCUCACUCGAGCCGAAAUGGGCAUCUACGAUCCUUGGAUGCAUCGCACUCCUGUUCAUGCCUAUGCCCUUACUUUUCAUGCGGUACGGGCCCUACCUUCGUUCGAAGUCUCGCUAUUCUCCCUCAAAUCGUUCUCCGUGAACGCAGCACAAUUUGCAUGCGAUGGUGAUUUUCUAAAUUUGGCAGACAUACAAGAACUUGUAUUCUGCACCAAUGACCUUUUGUGUACCGGGUCGUGAUUGGACAGGGCGUGAGAGUGUUUGCAUGAUGACAAAUUCAAUGGAUCCCCUGCGUUGAAUCGGGCUUUCGCGUAAAGUAGAAUACUGCUCCACCGUACCCUCAGCCGUAGAGUGUAGAGUAAGUAAUGAAUCCG
Molecule: messenger RNA, 1902 nt
Organism: Cantharellus anzutake
Lineage: Eukaryota; Fungi; Basidiomycota; Agaricomycetes; Cantharellales; Hydnaceae
Product: MFS general substrate transporter
Exons: 11
Coding region: 207-1670 (487 amino acids)
Biological process (GO): transmembrane transport
Molecular function (GO): transmembrane transporter activity
Source: RefSeq, a predicted model, not a curated record